UGACGCCUCUGGCGUGUGGCUGGCUAGCGGUGGAUCGAAGUGGACGCAACUUCCACAGGACGGGGCGGCCGUCGCUGCCUUGCGGAGGAGGAGGAGGGGGACCAGCAGCCAGCUCGCUGAUUCCGUUCUCGCCCUUCUCAGAUUCAGCCUUCUUGCCUCGCCCGGGGUCGGUGCGGAGAGCAUGAAAGUUCCGCCUUCGCCGCAGCCCCGACCCUGCGGCUCUAGCCGCUUCCUGCUUCCCCUGAUCAGGAGGAGCGGCCGCUGUUGCUCACUGCGGUGAGAGGCGGUGGGGUGGCCGGCGGCGCCCGAAGUCGGAGAGGCACCGGCGGUAUCUCCGGCAUUUUUUUGUCCGACCGUGAGGGAACGCUCCUAGCCUUCCAUCUGCUGAAGUGCCUCGCCGUCCCUGCUGUCGAGCCUCGGGAGGUUUGGAAAAGUGGGAGCCGAGGUGACAUCGCCACCUUCACUUACCUCGUCCAACUAAACCUUCCAUACUUUCUUCCCCCACAGCUUGCAUUGCAACAGCAGUCCCCGGAUACUUUAUACGGAAUUUGUAUGUUUGGGCUCAUAAUGACUUAAUGUUUUGCUUCCUCGAAGACUGGUGUUUUACCGCCUGGAAUUUAUCUUUUGCGACGGAAGGCAGGCAAGAAAUUCUCCCCCUCCCUUCUGAUGGGCAGAAAACUUUCCUGAAUCCCUUUCAUUACAGUUUCUUGGGAAGUUUGCGAUCCCCUUUCAUUAGAGACACAGAUUACAGUUUUAUCAGGUUCGGUAAAGUUUGCAUCUAAUAAACAAUGGAGCAUGGCAAGAUGGAUUAUUUCUGUGACCAGGUACAACAAAAGGAUGUGGGCCGCAGGUUGCAAGUUGGCCAGGAAUUUCUGGAAUAUUUGAAUGAUCCCAGCAUUUCUACUGAUCUUGAGCAGGAUCAGCAGCGCCUUGAUAAAGUGAUUGAUGAAUUGACAGGAUGGGUUAACUCCAGUAAUUAUAAGGUGUCAUUACUUGGAUUAGAACUUCUAGGUGCCUUUGGUGACAGAUUAUUAGGACGUUUCAGAGCCUAUGUAGGAACUGUUCUUAUAGUGUUGAUGGAUCGAAUGGGAGAUGCCAAAGACCAAGUUCGAGAACAGGCACAGAAUCUUAUUUUGAAGUUAAUGGACCAAGUAGCUCCACCAAUGUUCAUUUGGGAACGGCUCGCUGCUGGCUUUAAACACAAGAACUAUCGUUCACGAGAAGGCGUGUGUCUAUGUCUUGUUGCAACAUUAAACGCCUAUGGUGCACACUCACUAAUUCUCAGCAAACUGGUGCCACACUUGUGUGUUUUGUCUGGAGACUCCAAUAGCCAGGUGAGAGAUGCUGCAAUAUUGGCAAUUGUGGAGAUUUAUAGACAUGUAGGAGAAAAAGUAAGAGCAGACCUUAAUAAGAGAGGAAUUCCUGCUGCAAGAUUACAAACAAUAUUUAUGAAAUUUGAUGAAGUAAGAAACAGCGGCAGUAUGAUUUCAAGCAGUGUAAGUGAUAAAAGCUUUGAUGAUGAAGAAUCAGUGGAUGGAAAUAGGCCAUCUGCAGCUGCCUCAGGUUUCAAGGUUCCUGCACCUAAAAAACCUGGAAAUCCUUCAAAUACAACAAGAAAACCAGGAUCUGCUGGUGGGCCUAAGGUUGCAGGCACUACCAAGGAAGGAGGAGCUGGUGCUGUUGAUGAAGAUGAUUUUAUAAAGGCAUUUACGGAUGUUCCUACUGUACAGAUCUAUUCUAGUCGUGAACUUGAAGAAACACUAAAUAAAAUCAGGGAAAUCUUGUCAGAUGAUAAACAUGAUUGGGAUCAGCGCACCAAUGCGCUUAAGAAGGUCCGGUCAUUACUUGUUGCUGGAGCUGCACAGUAUGAUGGCUUUUUCCAGCAUUUACGACUACUGGAUGGAGCAUUUAAAUUAUCUGCUAAAGAUCUCAGAUCACAGGUGGUUAGAGAAGCAUGCAUCACAGUAGCCCAUCUUUCAACAGUUCUUGGAAACAAGUUUGACCAUGGAGCAGAAGCCAUUGUGCCUACUCUAUUUAACCUGGUCCCUAAUAGCGCCAAAGUAAUGGCUACUUCUGGGUGUGCAGCCAUUAGAUUUAUUAUCCGCCAUACACACGUGCCGAGACUCAUACCUUUAAUAACCAGCAACUGUACCUCAAAAUCUGUGGCAGUAAGAAGGCGCUCUUUUGAAUUUCUAGACCUAUUGUUGCAGGAGUGGCAAACCCAUUCUUUGGAAAGGCAUGCAGCUGUUCUGGUUGAAACUAUCAAGAAGGGCAUUCAUGAUGCUGAUGCUGAGGCAAGAGUGGAGGCAAGAAAGACUUAUCUAGGCCUAAGAAAUCAUUUUCCUGGUGAGGCAGAAGUUCUGUAUAAUAGUCUUGAACCAUCCUAUCAAAGAAGUCUCCAGACUUACCUAAAGAAUUCUGGUAGCAUUGCAUCACUUCCACAAUCAGACAGGUCAUCCUCCAGCUCACAAGAAAGUCUCAAUCGUCCCUUCUCUUCAAAAUGGUCCACCUCCAGUUCUGCAAGUAUGGCUGGCAGAGCAUCAAGUGGCAGCAAGGCUGCUCCAAGCCCAGGAACACUGCAGAGGUCUCGCAGUGACAUUGAUGUUAAUGCUGCCGCUGGGGCAAAGGCACGUCACGCUAUUGGUCAGCCAGCAGGAGCUGGUCGCUUAGCAACAGUUGGUCUACCUCCGGGAUCAUAUGCUUCACUAGAGGAUACUUCUGAUAAGACGGAUGGAACAGCUUCUGAAGAUGGACGCGUGCGAACCAAGCUUUCAACACCCUCUAUUGGAAUGGGAAACGCAAAGACAGAUUCCAGAGGCCGGAGUCGAACAAAAGUUGUAUCUCAGUCUCAACGUUCAUCAUCGCCAGACAAAAAUGAAGCUGGAAGCCGUUCUGGUUCUCCUGGAAGAGUUUUGACUACAACUACACUCUCAACUAUGAAUACAGGUGUUCAGAGAGUAUUAGUCAGCCCUGCAACAGCACAAAAGCGGAGCAAGAUUCCUCGAAGCCAAGGAUGCAGCAGAGAAGCCAGUCCUUCAAGAUUGUCAGUUGCUCGAGGUAGUCGUAUUCCUCGGCCUAGUGUGAGUCAGGGGUGCAGUCGGGAAGCCAGUCGUGAAAGUAGCAGGGAUACAAGCCCUGUCCGCUCUUUUGCACCCCUUGCUUCCAGGCAUCACUCCAGAUCUACUGGUGCUCUCUACUCUCCAGAUGUUUAUGGGGCUACAGGAACAGGUUUUGGAAUAAGUCAAUCAAGCCGAUUAUCUUCAUCAGUUAGUGCCAUGCGUGUCUUAAACACAGGCUCAGAUGUUGAAGAAGCAGUAGCAGAUGCAUUGCUCUUAGGAGACAUACGGACAAAGAAAAAGCCAGUUCGAAGGAGGUAUGAAUCAUAUGGAAUGUACUCUGAUGAUGAUGCUAACAGUGAUGCUUCCAGUGCCUGCUCAGAAAGAUCAUAUAGCUCACGGAAUGGCACUAUACCCACCUAUAUGCGACAGACAGAAGAUGUCGCUGAAGUCCUUAACCGCUGUGCAAGCUCCAACUGGUCAGAGAGAAAAGAAGGUCUUCUUGGUCUACAAAAUUUAUUAAAAAAUCAGAGAACAUUAAGUCGUGUUGAAUUAAAAAGGUUGUGUGAAAUCUUCACAAGGAUGUUUGCUGAUCCUCAUAGCAAGGUGUUCAGCAUGUUUUUGGAAACUUUAGUAGAUUUCAUCCAAGUCCAUAAAGAAGACCUACAGGACUGGCUAUUUGUGUUGCUGACACAACUUCUGAAAAAAAUGGGUGCUGACUUGUUGGGAUCUGUGCAAGCAAAAGUUCAGAAGGCAUUAGAUGUGACGAGGGAAUCAUUUCCAAAUGAUCUUCAGUUCAGUAUUUUAAUGCGGUUUACUGUUGACCAGACCCAAACACCAAGUCUGAAGACAGUCAAGCCAGCACUGCAGGACCAGCUUCGCUCUUUUUGGAGCUCCAAGGUAAAAGUUGCAAUCCUUAAAUACAUAGAGACCCUUGCACAACAAAUGGACCCAGGAGAUUUUGUAAAUUCAAGUGAAACUCGUCUGGCUGUAUCUCGAAUUAUCACUUGGACAACAGAACCUAAAAGUUCAGAUGUUAGGAAGGCUGCACAAUCAGUGCUGAUUUCCCUUUUUGAACUCAAUACCCCUGAGUUUACAAUGCUGUUGGGUGCUUUACCAAAAACAUUUCAAGAUGGUGCGACAAAGUUGCUUCACAGUCACCUCCGGAAUGCAGGCAAUGGUGGACAGGGCUCCAUGGGAAGCCCUUUAACAAGGCCUGUUCCACGCUCACCAGCUAGUUGGUCUAGCCCCAUCACUUCACCAACCAAUACAUCCCAAAACACAUUAUCUCCAAGUGCAUUUGAUUACGAUUCUGAAAAUAUGAAUUCAGAAGAUAUAUAUAGUUCUCUCCGUGGAGUGACUGAAGCAAUUCAGAACUUUAGCUUCCGCAGUCAGGAAGAUAUGAAUGAACCUAUGAAACGGGAUUCAAAAAAAGAAGAUGGUGAUUCAAUUUGCAGUGGGUCUGGAAUAGUAGAUCUACGAACAGGAGGUGGUGUGACUGAAACAGGCCGAACAGCUCUUGACAACAAAACUUCAUUACUUAACACUAUGCCACCUCAUUCCUCCCCACGGUCACGUGAUUAUAAUCCAUACAAUUAUUCUGAUAGUGUUGGUUCUUUUAAUAAAUCAGCUUUAAAAGAGGCUAUGUUUGAUGAUGAUGCAGAUCAGUUUCCUGACGAACCUUCCCUAGACCAUUCUGAUCUAGUUGCAGAAUUGCUAAAGGAAUUAUCAAAUCAUAAUGAGAGAGCUGAAGAACGGAAAGCUGCUCUUUAUGAGCUAAUGAAAUUGACUCAGGAAGAGUCUUUUGGGGUUUGGGAUGAGCACUUCAAAACAAUUCUUCUUUUGUUACUUGAAACUCUUGGAGACAAAGAGCAUGCAAUUAGAGCCCUGGCACUGAAAGUCUUAAGAGAGAUUCUAAGACAUCAACCAGCAAGAUUUAGAAAUUAUGCAGAACUCACAAUAAUGAAGACUUUAGAAGCUCAUAAGGACCCUCAUAAGGAGGUGGUAAGAUCAGCUGAAGAGGCUGCUACUAUGCUGGCCACAUCUAUUAGUCCAGAUCAGUGCAUCAAAGUACUUUGUCCCAUUAUUCAAACAGCAGAUUACCCUAUAAAUCUGGCUGCAAUCAAAAUGCAGACCAAAGUGAUAGAAAGAGUACCUAAAGAAACUCUUGCUCAGCUGUUGCCAGAGAUAGUACCAGGUUUAAUACAGGGUUAUGACAACUCUGAAAGCAGCGUUCGAAAGGCCUGUGUUUUCUGUCUUGUAGCUAUUCAUGCAGUAAUUGGUGAUGAGCUGAAGCCACAUCUUAGUCAACUCACUGGCAGCAAAAUGAAAUUGUUGAAUCUUUACAUCAAGCGUGCACAAACAGGAUCUGGAGCAGGUGAUGGAUCAGCAGAUGUUCCUGGACAAAGCUAGUAAUUCUGAAACCCACCUAUUAAGUCUGUAAGAGGAAAGACACAUCAGUAAAAGGAAAAUUCUCAAAUACAUUUUUUGGAACUCCUCUCUCUCUCUCUCUCUCUCUCUCUCUCUCUAAUUUCCCCUUAACAGAGGGCUGCUCUCAGCCUGCAUGUAACUGUUCCAGUAAUUCCAUAUCCAAGGAAAAACAGUAUUAAUAUCACUUGACUGAAGCAAAAUAUUUUUUUUAAAUCUAACCCAUCAUGUUUUCUGUUUGCAUUCCUCUGUGUGUCUUCCCAUUGAUUUUUAUCAGUGUUACUGUACAUUUUUCUUUUUUUUUAAAAAACUAAUUAAACAGGAAUGCUUUAAGCUUUAAAAGCUACAGUCUAAAUUUCCUCAUUUCUACUCAACUGCAAAGUAACACGACUCUUCAUUGCCGUUUUUAAGUACCAUUUUCAGCGGGCGGGUGCUUCUGCUUUGAUGCACAAAGUGGCAAGAGAGAUGAACAUCGAUUCUGGAUUGAGCUGAACUGCAACUAGACCAGUCUCUAUACUGAAGGUGCAUCCUCAUAUAUAUUGUCACAAUGCCAAUAGCAGGAGCAGAAAGCGGUGUCCAUAAAGCUUGAUUGAUCAGCUGUUGGCCGUAUAAAUAAAAAUUCAGUGCAGAUUAGGAGGACAAUUCAGUUAGUGCCUCCUAUAUGGAAGACAGUCUACACAGAAUAUAGUGUUGCAAAACUGGGAUGGUGUGGCAUCCUGCUUGCCUAGCAUCAGGUUAAGUAAAACCACGUAAUGGAUAUGAACCACCUGUAUUAUCAUCUUCAAGCAAGAUGGUUCAGAGUAGAGUGCUUUGUAUAAGCAUGCUCAGUAUGUCUGUUUAUCUUUGUCACUAGAAUACUGUCUCUCAACCUAAUUACUGAAACCAGUACUUUUGUCAGUCUCAGUCACAUAAGGGUAUAUGACAGCACUGCAGAAAACUUUUCAGCAAUGACAUGUUGCAAGAAUGGAGAUUUCUGCACUGAUUCCUUUAAGGGGGUGGGGACGGGGGAGAAUCAUAAGCACUACAAAUCUUGACACCAUUGGUUUGGGAGUUUAAUUUGAAUUGGAAAGUGGCCCCAAAUUCAUUGCAUGGUUUUCUUGAAGUGGUGUUAUUACAACCAUCUGGACUAAGAUACGGAAAUGUUUUCAGGUUGUUUCUGUAACCUUUUAAAAAACUUUAUUGUGAAUAAUGCAUCUUUGUAUUUAUGGAAUUAAUAUUGAAAGAGAGAAUGAAACUCAAUUUACUUCUGUUUCUCAGAUGUAAACAUCAGGAUUCUUAACUGGGACAUGGGAGUAAGAACAGCACCCUUCUCACAAUGGCUAGAAUGUAGAUUUUGUGACUCUGUGUCGCAUUAUCUAGUUUUAGGGAUUGUGUAUUUACAGGAGAGAUUAUAGCAGUGCCAAGGAUGAUGUGUUUCUCUGCUAGACUAAGAUUCUCUCUACCUCUUCAGGGUGAAUACUUUUGACUAAGCUGCUAUCCAUAAUGUCUUGUGAAAAACAUUGUCUAUAAAAUAAUUAUUUUUAUUUUAUUUUUUGUUCCUUUGCUAUUAUGUGUUAAGAAUCUAAUACUUUAACAUGCAGCCAAAUACCAUUUUUAUAAGAACUUAUGUCACAAUUUGCUUAUUACUUUGAAAUAAACUGAACACUUGCAGUUAUCUAAUAAGUUACUUUGACUUUUAUCAGAAAUUAUUCUGACUGGGAAAGAUAAAAUGUAGUUACUGAAGAUGCAAUUUGCUGUUGCAGAAAGCUGUCUGUCGGGAAAUACUUUAGAUAUAAUGUAAGGGGAAAAAACUAACAAUUAUUCAUCACUGGCUUUUUUUAGCAGCUGCAGAUCAGGAAAAUAGUCUUUUCUUCCUCAUUCCCUUAUGUGUAACAUUCUUGUUUUCUACUGUUCUAUUAUAGUUCUCUGAUUACCAUUGUGCAUAUACAGGCAAUAAAGUGUACAUAGCAUUACUUGAAAAAUUAAAUUUUGUAUCCAUC
Molecule: messenger RNA, 7462 nt
Organism: Candoia aspera
Lineage: Eukaryota; Metazoa; Chordata; Lepidosauria; Squamata; Candoiidae
Gene: CLASP2
Product: cytoplasmic linker associated protein 2
Exons: 42
Coding region: 789-5468 (1559 amino acids)
Biological process (GO): mitotic spindle assembly; establishment of mitotic spindle localization
Cellular component (GO): basal cortex; spindle microtubule; mitotic spindle
Molecular function (GO): microtubule binding
Source: RefSeq, a predicted model, not a curated record